AUGAAAGCUCUACUCCGCAAUAAGCAGGGCUGUUGGACGUGUCGCCUGCGCAAGAAAAAAUGCGACGAGGGCCGGCCCUACUGCUCGACUUGUGAUUCGCUUUCCAUCCCAUGCUACGGGUAUGGCCCGAAGCCCGAGUGGAUGGAUCAUGGUGACCAGGAGCGCGCCGUCGCCAAUGACCUCAAACAGACCGUCAAGCGCACGUCUCGGCGCAAGGUUCCCGUGGUCUUCCCGAGGCGAUCUGGUGCGGUCGCUAAGAUUGCACCGAAGCCGAUGAAUGGCUCGGGGGAGAGUUCCUCAUCUAGUCCUGUCUCCAAUGGCACGCAUGUUGUGAAUCCCCCUUCGGAUAAUGGCUCUUCGCAGGACGAGGCAGCUCACGUGCUGCUAACUGCGCUGGAUAGCUCUCCGGCGUCCCAGACCACUCAGGAUGAAUCGAUAGCGGAAUCCAUAUUCCCAUCAUCGGCGACCGAGUCGGUUUUGUUGAUGCACUUCUUAGAUAAUGUCUUCCCGCUACAGCAUCCAAUGUAUAAACCCGGCCCUUUUGAGGGAGGGCGAGGAUGGUUACUAGCUCUACUACUUCGGACAAAACCUCUCUACCAUGCCACUCUUGCGGUCAGUUCUUACCAUCGCCGGAAGAUGAUAUUUAACAUCCACCACCCGUGUCAGGUGGCUGGUUUGGUGGAGCAGGAGAAGCAUUUGGAGAUCUGUCUAAAGGAGUUUCAACAGGCAUUGAAAGCUGCCAGUUUGUCUUUGCAGAUGCUGUCUCUGGAUAAAAGUAAGGGGUUGGGCAUUGCGGCCUCGGUCGUCCAGCUGGUGUUCUUUGAGCUGUUCACGGGACAAGGGAAUGUAUGGAAAGUACAUCUUCGCGCAGCGACGAACAUGGUCUCAGCGGCUCAUGGCCAUCAUUUCAGUUGUUUCGGAAUGGAGGGAAGGUCCAGGCACAUCUUAGACGACGACCUCCCUCUACCGGAAGGAGAGCCUGUAGUGACAGAACAGGUGGUUUCUUUCAGAUUCCUGACGGGCACGAUACUUUGGCUGGACAUUAUCUCUUCCAUCACGGCAGGAACCGCACCGGAAUUGCUGUCCUGCCAUGCUACUGUGAUCGGACCGGAUGCGCAGAUUCAGCUCGAGGGUAUUAUGGGUUGUAAAAACUGGGCCAUGGUUCAGAUAGGUCGCAUUUCUGCACUGCACGCGCAUAAAGUGCAGGCCUUGCAGCACGGCAAUGCUCUCUGCUCGGAAUUUGAACAGACGAUCGGCGAUAUUCAGCGGGAUAUCCAGUGUGGCCUGGCCCAAGGAGGCUUGGAAGGGUUCAGUCUCUCAGACGGGAAUUCGAAGAUGUUCAAUGCUAUCUUGGACCCGUGCACCCUCGUCACCCAUGUGUUUGCUUGCAUGGCGUCGAUAUACCUCCACCUUGUCACGCACGAUUUCCAGGCCUUGGAACUAUUAGGCCCGACGAUUUCAGAGGUCAUGCGGAUCCUCCAAACUCAGAUUCCGCCCAAUGUGUUACCUAGCUUAGUCGCGCCGCUGUAUGUAAUCGGCACCGUCGCCCGAUCAGAAGACGAGCAGUUUUUCCGGAGUGUGUUCUCGUCGCCGAUAUUGCUGGAUCCGCUGCUGGAGCAUCGAGGGAAGGUUUUACCCAUUCUAGAAGAGAUUUGGAGGAAAAGAACGGACCCUCUCAGCCUCACGUGGGCAAGCACUCUGGAUCUAACCAACAACCUUCUACUUCACUGA
Messenger RNA from Aspergillus melleus, 1731 nucleotides. RefSeq names its product Zn(II)2Cys6 transcription factor. Gene Ontology annotation, biological process: positive regulation of transcription by RNA polymerase II. Gene Ontology annotation, cellular component: nucleus. The record is from RefSeq and is a predicted model, not a curated record. Gene Ontology annotation, molecular function: zinc ion binding; DNA-binding transcription factor activity, RNA polymerase II-specific; transcription cis-regulatory region binding. The transcript is spliced from 3 exons. The coding region runs from base 1 to 1731 and encodes 576 amino acids. Lineage: Eukaryota; Fungi; Ascomycota; Eurotiomycetes; Eurotiales; Aspergillaceae.